This is a messenger RNA of Drosophila eugracilis, 4056 nucleotides long. RefSeq names its product structural maintenance of chromosomes protein 3 (gene SMC3). The record is from RefSeq and is a predicted model, not a curated record. Gene Ontology annotation, biological process: mitotic sister chromatid cohesion. The transcript is spliced from 5 exons. Lineage: Eukaryota; Metazoa; Arthropoda; Insecta; Diptera; Drosophilidae. Gene Ontology annotation, molecular function: protein binding; ATP binding; cohesin loader activity. Gene Ontology annotation, cellular component: chromosome. Bases 89 to 3691 code for a protein of 1200 amino acids.
AAUCAAUUUGCGAAUCGAUAUUAUUUAUGUAUUUGUUGUAAACAAAAAGAGCGCGAUUUUAUGCAAAAUCGCUGUCUACUAUAAUAAAAUGCACAUCAAGCAGAUUAUUAUACAAGGCUUCAAGAGUUACAAGGACCAGACGGUGGUGGAACCAUUCGACAAGCGCCACAACGUUGUGGUUGGACGUAAUGGCUCCGGAAAGAGCAACUUCUUCUACGCUAUCCAGUUCGUGCUGAGCGAUGAGUUCACCCACUUGCGGCCAGAGCAGCGCCAGUCCCUACUCCACGAGGGAACAGGUGCCCGUGUCAUAUCCGCCUAUGUGGAAAUCAUCUUCGACAACUCGGACAACCGAGUUCCAAUCGAUAAAGAGGAAAUCUUCCUGCGGCGCGUGAUUGGUGCCAAAAAGGAUCAGUAUUUCCUCAACAAAAAGGUGGUGCCCCGCAAUGAGGUUGUAAAUUUGCUGGAAUCGGCUGGCUUCUCCAGCUCAAAUCCCUACUACAUUGUGAAACAGGGCAAGAUCAAUCAGAUGGCGACGGCAGCCGAUUCUUAUCGCCUCAAGCUGCUCCGUGAGGUUGCCGGAACCCGAGUCUAUGACGAACGGAAGGAGGAAUCGCUGAAUCUGCUGCGGGAGACAGACAGUAAGGUGGAGAAGAUUAGCGAGUACCUGAAGACCAUCGAGGAUCGUCUGCAGACGCUCGAGGAAGAGAAGGAAGAACUGAAGGAGUACCAGAAAUGGGACAAGACGCGGCGCACUCUCGAGUACAUUCGCUACGAAACCGAGCUAAAGGACACCAGGAAGGCUCUAGACGAGCUCCAGUUGCAGCGCAAGUCCUCCUCGGAUAAGAAGAAAAUCUAUAACAUCGAGAUCCAGAAGGCGCAGGAGAAGAUCAAGGAUGUGCAAAAGAACCUGAAGGAGGCCAAGAAAAAAGUACAGGGCACCAAAGAGGAGCGCUCUGUGCUGAUGACCGAGCAGCAACAGUUGUUACGCGAGAAGACCAAAUUGGACCUGACCAUCGUCGAUCUUAACGACGAAGUUCAGGGAGACAACAAGUCCAAGGAGCGGGCUGACCAGGAGCUAAAGAACCUCAAGGUAACCAUAGCCGAACGGGAAAAGGAACUGGACGACGUAAAGCCUAAGUACGAGGCAAUGAAGCGCAAAGAGGAAGACUGCUCUCGGGAGCUGCAACUCAAGGAACAGAAGCGCAAGGAGCUCUACGCCAAGCAGGGUCGGGGUUCCCAGUUCUCAUCUCGCGAGGAUCGCGACAAAUGGAUUACGAACGAGUUGAAAUCCAUUAGCAAACAGACGCGUGACAAGAUCGCCCAUCAUGCUAAGCUGGUGGAGGAUCUCAAGAAAGAUGCCACCUCCGAGAAGGAUUUGGGCCAAAAGAUCGAGGAGCACUCGUCUGAGCUAGAGCAACUUCGACUACAGAUCGAUGAACACAACAAGAAGUACUAUGAGCUAAAAAAGACCAAGGACCAGCACCAGUCUAUGCGAAAUGAGCUGUGGCGCAAGGAAACUCAGAUGACACAGCAACUGCAGACGCACAAGGAGGAGCUAUCGCGGGCCGACCAAGCGCUGCGCAGCAUGGCCGGCAAACCGAUCCUCAACGGCUGCGAUUCAGUGAGAAAGGUUCUCGACAGCUUCGUAGAACGUGGCGGUCAAUCGGCGGAGAUUGCGCGAGCCUACUAUGGACCUGUGAUCGAGAAUUUCAGCUGCGACAAAACAAUCUACACGGCCGUCGAGGUAACGGCCGCCAAUCGACUGUUUCAUCACAUUGUAGAGUCAGAAUACGAAGGCACACAGAUCCUUAAGGAGAUGAACAAACUGAAGUUGCCGGGUGAAGUGACCUUCAUGCCUCUGAACCGCCUGCAGGUAAAAAUACACGAUUACCCGGAUGAUCCUGACUCCAUACCAAUGAUAUCCAAGCUGAAGUACGAUGAACAGCACGACAAGGCUUUAAGGUAUAUCUUUGGCAAAACGCUAAUCUGCAGAAAUCUAGAGCGUGCCACUGAGUUGGCGAAGAGCACGGGACUUGAUUGUGUAACGCUGGAUGGAGAUCAGGUAUCAUCCAAGGGUUCCCUCACAGGCGGUUAUUUCAAUACAUCACGAUCCCGUCUGGAGAUGCAAAAGAAACGAACAGAAUAUACCAGCCAGAUUGCGGAAUUCGAAAAGAAACUCGGCAAGCUGCGCAAUGAACUUAAGUCCACCGAGAACAAUAUCAAUUCGAUAGUAUCCGAGAUGCAAAAAACGGAAACAAAGCAGGGUAAGUCAAAGGAUGUGUUCGAAAAAGUGCAGGGCGAGAUUCGGCUAAUGAAGGAGGAGCUUGUGCGCAUUGAACAGUACCGGGCUCCCAAGGAGCGCUCCCUGGCUCAGUGCAAGGCGUCAUUGGAGUCCAUGACUAGUACCAAAUCUAGUUUGGAGGCUGAGCUUAAACAGGAAUUGAUGUCCACGCUGUCUUCGCAAGAUCAGCGGGAGAUUGACCAGCUGAACGACGAUAUUCGUCGUCUUAACCAGGAAAACAAGGAGGCAUUUACGCAGCGAAUGCAGUUCGAGGUGCGCAAAAACAAGCUGGACAACCUGCUAAUCAACAAUCUAUUUCGGCGACGUGACGAACUCAUCCAGGCGCUGCAGGAAAUCUCCGUGGAAGAUCGCAAGCGAAAGCUUAAUAACUGCAAGACGGAACUGGUUUCCGCUGAAAAGAGAAUAAAGAAGGUUAACUCCGAUCUAGAGGAGAUUGAAAAGCGGGUGUCGGAAGCAGUGCAGCUGCAAAAGGAGCUGCAACAAGAGCUCGAGACACAUGUGCGCAAGGAAAAAGAGGCUGAGGAGAACCUUAACAAAGAUUCUAAGCAGCUGGAGAAAUGGUCCACUAGGCAGAAUAUGCUCAAUGAGAAAAUCGACGAAUGUACGGAGAAGAUCGCUAGUUUGGGCGCCGUGCCGCAGGUUGAUGCUGCCUAUACCCGCAUGUCACUGAAAAAUAUCUUUAAGGAGUUGGAGAAAGCCAACCAGCACCUAAAGAAGUACAACCAUGUGAAUAAGAAGGCCCUGGAUCAGUUCUUAAGCUUCUCCGAGCAGAAGGAAAAGCUCUAUAAGCGCAAAAAAGAGCUGGACAUCGGUAACCAGAAGAUUCACAUGCUCAUACAGUCAUUGGAGAUGCAAAAGGUGGAGGCUAUCCAGUUUACGUUCCGACAAGUAGCGCAGAACUUUACCAAGGUCUUCAAGAAGCUGGUGCCCAUGGGCGCUGGUUAUCUUAUCCUGAAGACCAAGGACAACGAAGGCGAAGAGAUGGAGAAGGAGGUGGCCAAUUCUGAUGCCUUCACAGGGAUUGGCAUUCGAGUUUCUUUCACUGGCAUUGAAGCUGAGAUGCGUGAGAUGAAUCAGCUGUCCGGUGGACAAAAGUCCUUAGUAGCCCUGGCCCUGAUUUUCUCCAUCCAAAAGUGUGAUCCAGCUCCAUUCUACCUGUUCGACGAGAUAGAUCAAGCCCUGGAUGCAAUGCAUCGAAAGGCGGUAGCGGACAUGAUUCACGAGCUUAGCGACACGGCCCAGUUUAUUACGACAACGUUCCGGCCGGAAUUGCUGGAAAACGCGCACAAAUUCUACGGCGUGAGAUUCCGUAACAAGGUCAGCCACAUUGAUUGUGUGACCCGAGAGGAGGCCAAGGACUUUGUCGAGGACGACAGUACCCAUGCCUAGGAGAUUUCCCCUGCCAAAAUCACAUCCUCAAACCCACCACACCCACCCCUUAUCCCAGCCGGCAAACCCGGAACAAUUAUUAGUUUCUUAAGCCUAAAUUUGGUUUCACAUUCUUUUUGAAUCAUAUAUAUAUAUAUAUUUAGUUUUUUUUUAUUAAGCAUAAUUGCUACUUGUAAUUUUCCUUAACAACGAGAGUUAGUUUUCGAUAUAGCCGCCUCCUUUGCGUCAAACACAUCGGGCAGUGGUGGAAAAUCGAGAGUUAAGUAACUCUGAACCCAGAUCAAUAUGUAAUAAAGCACAUAGAGAAGUAAUCUUAACUAUAUUUAAAAUAAAAAAAAGUGUAUUAAAAAAUCAUAUACAAAACG